Physcomitrium patens is the source of this 4574-nucleotide messenger RNA. RefSeq lists its product as uncharacterized. NCBI's taxonomy places the organism in Eukaryota, Viridiplantae, Streptophyta, Bryopsida, Funariales, Funariaceae. The record is from RefSeq and is a predicted model, not a curated record.
CCUCUUCUCUCUUCUCUCUGCCUUCCGUCCUUUGCUCACCUCCACGGGGUUUGCUGCUUUCUGCGGCGUCUGUUCGGUGUGAAUCGUUUGCUUACGAAGUCGGUAAAUUAGCACGGAAUGGGAUAGUUUGAUAGGUGAGCGCGUACGGCGUCGGGUUUUUGUGCGCUUGCGGUGUGGGGGGGGGGGAGGAAGAGUUGAAAGGACAGAGACGGAGAGGGAGGAAAAGCGAAAGAGGGAGGAGAUGGUGAACACGUGCUCACCACGCGCUGAAGAUUCUCUCCUAGGGAUCUCGGAGUGAUGUGUUGAUCUGGCGAAUUUUUGUGCGGUGAAGGUUUUGUGAAGUGUCGGAGCUGGGGAAUCCGAGUCGGUUUGAAGUGGAAGUUGUGAAUUCGGCGAGAUCUUAGUUUCGGUUGGAGGGUGUUAGGUGGUUGGUUAUUUGCCUUCUCUUUGUUCUUGGUGGGGUCGAGGAUGGUCAAGGGAUGAGUGGGGGUGGAAUCUUCGAGUUGGAGGUGUACAUGGAGGCUGUGGUGAGGGCUGUUUGAUUUGGGAGGUGACCGAGUAUGCAGCUUACGCGGCAUGAAGUGAAGCAUAUUCGGCUGGAACCGUGGCGGGUGCGGGGCUAUUUUUUCCUAAGGAACGGAGAUUUGAGAUGGAAGAGCCGUAGCUGGCUUCUUUCUGCGGUGAAAUCAAGGCUAGUUACGCUGUGAUACGACUUCUGUUUUGUUUGAAAUGGAAGCGGGUGUUCUCAAUUAGAGCUCAUUGCGGAUGCUCUUGGCCUCAUGGUUGUGAGCGGCAUUCGUCCUUCGAAAGCUCUGGGAACGCCCUCUGCUUGCUAGUUUGUCUCUGAGCACAUUAUACACUACCCUUAGCUAGACCAGUGCUGGUGAGACGACAUACCACAGCUCCUCUCAUGGCUGGUUCUCCAAUGACUACUCUAUCGAUUGGGGAUUUGUCACCUAGCAAUGGUGUUGGAGAGCGCCAGAGCCAUGAAACAAUUCUCAGGUUGAAAAGUUAUUUACCGGAUCGAUACCCCACCGACCAUCUGCUUAAUGGCAUGUCCACGGGUGAAGUGGCGGUUUCUAAUGGAUACAUAAGUGGAAAUCAAAAUUCAAGCAAGAGUCUGAAGAGAAAGAGGCCAGAACCUCCUGGAGUACCGUGUGCUCCCGCCUAUGAUGGUGGGGAAUCUACGAUUGUGCUGGGCCUAGGCCAAGUUGAUGGUGCUAGUAGCAUGGAUGAGGACUCUGAUGUGGUCCUCGGAUUAGGCCAAUCAGACACCAGGAAUUACUCGGGCAAUCGUUCAGGAAGUGCACAACUUUGUGGGAGUUUGGGUGGGGAUGAGACAGUUCAUAGUGGAAGCGCCGCUGCGGAGAUGCUCAUGGCAAGAAGCCAGGGCCAAGGGCUGAAUGGAACUGAACCCGGUGUCCUCCUCCGCUUGAACACCAUGGGAAAUCUACAAUCGGGAGCUCCUGCACCUGGGGGUUCAGGUUGGCCUGGAGACGGUCAACAAUACAAUAGCCACUCUGAAAAGCAUGCUGGGUCACACCUGGGAUUAGCUCCUUCGUGCACCGGUUAUGUUGACACGAUAACUGGUCGGAAGUUUGGAAGUGAUGGGCUUCUUCUAGGACUUGAUCAAGGGGCAAAGUCUCAUUCUAGUAAUGGGACUCAUUUUCCAGUUGUCGAUGAAGGGUCCAGCACAGCUCGCCUUACUUGUGGUGGCUACAUGCCUUCUCUUCUGAUGGGCAGCCAAAUCUAUCCUACAGUGGCGUCUGACCGACACCGUGGUGAUGCUCGCGGAAAAGGGCGCAUGGAAGAAGAAAUUGUCGAGCAUGAUCUUUUGAUGACCUUGCGUUCAUCUGCUAGCGAUGGGACGACUUCUACUAGUGGUGCUUCUGGGUCUGAUCGAGCCCCAAAAGUGUGUAAAUUUCGAGGGUGCGGCAAAGGUCCGAGAGGUGCUUCGGGCCUGUGCAUAGCGCAUGGGGGCGGGCGGAGGUGCCAAAAGCAUGGGUGCAACAAGGGUGCAGAAGGACGUACAGUGUAUUGCAAGGCGCAUGGAGGAGGCAGAAGAUGUCAAAGUUUAGGGUGUACAAAAAGCGCCGAAGGGAAAACUGAUUACUGUAUAGGGCACGGAGGUGGUCGUCGUUGUAGCUUUCAAGGGUGUGGUAAGGCCGCCCGGGGUCGUUCAGGCCUGUGUAUUCGUCAUGGUGGUGGGAAGCGCUGCCAGAUUGAGGGGUGCACUAAAAGUGCCGAAGGGUAUUCUGGAUUAUGUAUUUCACAUGGUGGUGGACGCAGGUGUCAAUUCGCCGGUUGCACCAAAGGAGCCCAAGGCAGCACUAUGUUUUGCAAAGCUCAUGGCGGUGGAAAACGCUGCAUCAUACAGGACUGUAACAAGGGUGCUGAGGGAAGUACUCCACUCUGUAAAGGCCAUGGAGGUGGGAAACGUUGUGCCUUUGAUGGUGGUGGAAUCUGCACGAAAAGUGUGCACGGAGGAACCCUCUUCUGUGUGGCUCAUGGGGGUGGGAAACGCUGUGCUGUAGAAGGUUGUGGAAAAAGCGCGCGGGGUCGGACAGAUUUCUGUGUUCGACAUGGAGGUGGGAAACGGUGCAAGGUGGAAGGAUGCGGCAAGAGUGCUCAAGGUAGCACAGAUUUUUGUAAGGCUCACGGAGGUGGAAAACGGUGCCAAUGGGGAACAGAGGGUUUCAACUUUGGUGAACUCGUGAGAGAUAAAAACAAAGAACCAGUUUCGGGAGCUCCUUGUGAUAAAUUUGCACGAGGCAAGACAGGCCUUUGUGCCGCCCAUAGUGCUUUAGUUACAGAUCGACAAGUACAUGGUGGGAGUGCAGUCGGAAGUACAGUUACCCCUGGAUUGGCCCCUGGUCUAUUUCGAGGCUUGGUAACUGGUGCAGGGCAGAGUCGCCCAAGUGGGAUGGCUACUACAAGCACGACUGCGGAGACAACAGCAACUGGUGGUAGCGCACCUCUCAGAAGUAUGUCUGGUGAAAUGAGGAGCGGAGCGACAGAGAGUCCAGCUGUAACAGGCUCGGAUGCACCUUCACAUACUGGUCGAGCACCGAUUGGAAUUUGGGCUCAAAGGGGUUCAGCACUUUCCAGGAGUUCUAUGUCACAAGGGUUCUCUACAAGUGUCGACAACACAAAUCCGUCAAUGGUCAGCGAUACCUCAGGCACCGUGCAUGGUCCUUAUCGUGGUGGUUUCUUAAGCGCGUCUCUAGGUGGUAACAGGAGCAAUUUUAACGCAUCUACAACUACCGGCGUCGGAAGUCUUGCAGAAUCUACCGCUGGACUUGAUUUGAACCCCGUAGCUACGGAUACUUCUCCCCUGCAGCCAACCCCUUCGUCACUGCCUUUUCACCAACCUUUCAUUCCUCCUCAGGUUUUGGUGCCUUUAUCAAUGCAAAAGGAUAUGCACGGAUCUUUUAACAAGUCCAAAAAUGGGCGGCCACCCCGACCGCAACUCUCAGAUUCUGAUGAAGGGAUGUUCAACAUAGGUUUGUUGUCAUUGCCCGAGGGGAGAGUUCACGGAGGUGGUCUUAUGCCAUCUCUUUCGGAGAGUCGUGUUCACGAAGGGAGGUUGAUGUCUGCUAUACCUGAAGGCCGCGUCCAUGGAGGUGCCGUCAUGGCCCUUCUAAACAAAGACACAUCAGGUGGAGAUUCUCAAAAUCGGGUAGACGCAUUCAACUUCGGGAUGGAUUCAAGUAGAACUCCCGCACACGGUCUGCGGUAUCCAGUGCAUGGACACUCCAUUCCAGGGUCUUGUGCAGUGGACAAUGGGCUGCCACGACCUGACUUGAGUCUGGAGAGAAACAACUCUUUGGGCAUCGAUGUAGGCCAGUUCUUGGCUACUGGAGUUGACUUGAAUUGACUUCAUAUCAGCGAUUUGGAGAUUCUGGGUAUUUGACGACUUGCAGCUUGCUGACGACGAUUUUGAUUGACAAAUAUUGUGGUCAGGAUUGUUUGGAUAAUGAAAUAUUGCUAUUUUCCUUUGUCAUUGUAGGAGACCUUUGGCGUGCAAUGCGUUGGGGAUGGGUGGGUUUAUGUUGGUAGCGAACAGGGUUUGAUCGGAUUUAUAUUAGGUUCGGCAACAGCAGAGGGAAUGCCUGGACAUCGGUUUCUCCGAGUGAUACAGUAGUGCACUGGUGUGAAAUACCCGCCGCUGGUACUAUUAGCCCCCCCCCCCCCUUCAGCAUAACAAUAUCGUUGCUCUUUAUCAUGUCUUAAACUUAGUCCAAUUUCAAUUAUUGAGCUUCGUCUGUGCUGUGUCUUUUACCUUCACCCUCAGUUUAAAAAGGUGGAUCUAAAAAUGAGGCAACAGCAGAGGCUCCGACUUCAGCCUCAUCUGGUUUCGACUCCAGUUUGCAGCAUAACAAGCAGAAGUCAGGGCAACAUCACUUAGCUCAAGGUUUUGGUGUCAUGUUUCCCUGCAGCAGGGUGUAAGUAGAUUGAACAGAUGAGUCUUGUACAUUUAUCUGGGGGUUGAGUUAUUAUUUGGACGAGCUAAUAUGUGGUGUUAUUUGUAAUUUACUAUGGAUAAGGGAUUUAAUUACACCGUGUUGUGCUGA